Molecule: messenger RNA, 1448 nt
Organism: Ricinus communis (castor bean)
Lineage: Eukaryota; Viridiplantae; Streptophyta; Magnoliopsida; Malpighiales; Euphorbiaceae
Exons: 4
Coding region: 249-884 (211 amino acids)
Source: RefSeq, a predicted model, not a curated record
UGAUACUGCAGAGUCGGCCCAAUAACUGAGUCAUUUAAGGUCUGCAACUUCGGCCCAAAUAUUCAGGUCAUAUAUUUAAUAUAACGUGAUUGAUCAUGAUUAUAGCAGUUACUAUUAAAAACUGUAAUUAACCGUACUAGUACGCUGUAUAUAAUCCAAUUCAAAUUCCAUCUCCCAGUUCACUGCUCAGGACACAGCAAGGUCCAGUGAAUUUUUUUAAAAAUCUCCCGCCAAAAAGAAAAGCGAAAAUGAAAGAUAAUAAUCAAACUCCAAAAAAGGAAGACAUAGCGAAUCGCAGAACCAAGGAGUCUCGUUUAACGAAGUCCCAGAAGAUUGUUAAGAGAAGUUUGAACGCUGCGUAUCCUCCGGUUUCUGAAGAUGUUUCGACCGAUACAACUAAAGACUUGACUGAUUUCUCUUCAAUUUCUGAGAUCUCUGACGCUAAUUGUAGCACUCAAAUCGCUCAGAGCUCUGAGUUGGAUUCAGCUUCCUCAGAAGCAUUUUCUCUCUGUGAUAUUACUCCAACUUCUAAGAUUGCAACUAACUAUGAUCAUCAUGCCAAUGCGUCUUCGGAGCAUUGUAAAUUUCACAAACUAGACCAUUCGGUUGAGGUGGAUAUCGUGUCAGAUUUUCUCAAACAAGCUGGAAAUCGGGUGUUAAACUCGAAUGAUGUGGAUCGGCAGUCUAAGAAGCUUUUAGAUGGAUUACUUAAGGUUGUUCUAGAUGAAUGCUAUUCUUUGCCUGAAGAGAGAGACUGCUACGAUGAACUUGUUUCUGCAAAACUUCGUAUUGUAUUUCUCUGCUUCUUCAUUUGGAGCUUUGCAUCUCUGAUAUUCUUUAGUUUGCGAUCGGGUAGCUCUUAUAGUGGAUUGCCGCCAACUUGAAUUGCCACAAGGAAGAGGUAUUAAAAGAAAACAAAUUCACCUAUGAAGACAAAGGCAAAUAAACCAUAAAAUUGGGCUGAUGCAGAGUGGAACCAGAUGAAGUCGUACCUCCAAGUUUUAUUCAGUAUGUACACGAAUACCUUAAGGUUUGACCCUUGAUACGCUUGAAACUUAGAUAUAAAUCAAAUUGGCGUUGAAAUUGAAAACCUCAACGCUACUGUUAAAGUUUUUUGUUCCUUGAACUCUAUCGCCGCGCGAACUCUCUUUCCACCGCUAAUAAUGUUAGUUUAAUUGAGACGAUGGAACUAAUCACUGAUUAGAAUUCCAUUGGACCAAAAUUUGUAGACAUGUAUCAGAUAUUCUUAGAUUAUAUUCAAAAGCCACUAAGCCUUUGGCCAAGUGUAGCUGUUUACACUUUUAUUUAGCUUCCGGUGUUUGGAGGGGCUCGAGCUAUACGUGGCCAAGGUUGUGGUCCAAUGAGCCAUGAGAUCCAGGACAUGUGGAUGACACCCUUUUAACUGUCGGCCCUUUCACUUGUCAUCGGCGGAUGUAGGGUGUCAAAAA